Messenger RNA from Octodon degus (degu), 930 nucleotides. RefSeq names its product taste receptor type 2 member 20-like. Gene Ontology annotation, biological process: detection of chemical stimulus involved in sensory perception of bitter taste; sensory perception of taste; G protein-coupled receptor signaling pathway. The transcript has a single exon. The coding region runs from base 1 to 930 and encodes 309 amino acids. Gene Ontology annotation, molecular function: G protein-coupled receptor activity; bitter taste receptor activity. The record is from RefSeq and is a predicted model, not a curated record. NCBI's taxonomy places the organism in Eukaryota, Metazoa, Chordata, Mammalia, Rodentia, Octodontidae. Gene Ontology annotation, cellular component: membrane.
AUGAUAAGUGUUCUGCAUACCAUUUUGACCAUCUUUGCAACAGCAGCAUUUGUUGUUGGAAGUUUUGUCAAUGUCUUUAUAACUCUGGUGAACUGCAGAAACUGGAUGAAGAGACAAAGCAUCUCUUCAGUUGAGCGAAUCCUCACUGCUCUGGCUGUGUCCAGGAUUGGGUUGCUUUUGAUACUGUUCAAAAGCUGGUUUAGUACUCUGGUCAAUACAUCUGUACAUAGUGGACUUAUUUCUCUUAUUUUAUGGAUAAUAACCAAUGAUUUUAGCACCUGGAUUUCUACUAGUCUUAGCAUAUUUUAUCUGCUCAAAAUAACCAAUUUUUCUAAUUAUCUUUUUUUUCACCUAAAGAAGAGAGUUCACAGUGUUAUUGUAUUGACACUGUGGAGUGGGCUGCUAUUGCUUCUUUCUAGACUUGUGAUAUUAUCUGUACAUCAUGCAAUGGAGCUGGAAAAGUAUGAAGGCAAUGUGACUUGGAGGACAGAGCUGGGGAAAGUUAUCAUGAUUGUAUUCACUGUAGGGUACUUCAUACCCAUUAUUAUAUCCAUCAUCUGUUUUCUGUUGUUAAUCUAUUCCCUUCAUAAACAUCUUAGACAGAUGCGUCAGUACAGCAAUGGAUCCCAAGAUCCCAGCACCAAGGUCCAGGUGAAGGCUUUGAAAUCAAUGGUCUCUUUUCUUUUGUUAAUUGCCAUGUACUCUCUAUCUGAAAUCAUGUCAAAUUGGACUUUUAAAGUGUCUCCGCAUGAAUCAGUUUUCUCUCUUUCCCAGACUUUGGGAAUCUUAUAUCCUUCAAUCCAUUCAUGUGUCCUGAUUUGGGGAAACAGGAAACUGAAACAGGCAUUUGUGUUGCAUGUGUGGCAAGCAAGGUGCUGCUGCAGGAAAAGAAACCUUCAAGACAUUUUCAAGAAUAGCGAUGCUGUAUGA